UGUGUUUUCUCAUCGAUGCAGAGAUUUGGGUUGAGGGAGCGCCCCCACUUUGGAGGAACACCUGUUUCAGCCUGCCCUCCAGAUGGAAACACGUUGUGUAAGUCAGGAAGCAUUGCUGUCUUCGGGAACGUGGUAUACAGCGGACUGCUGAACGAUCACCUCUGGCAUUUGGGAGUGCCCCUCUUUACAAGACUGGGUAACCAAGAGGCCACCAACCCCCCAGAAGCGAUGGCCCAGCCGUACACCCCAGCCCAGUACCCACCUCCCCCACAGAAUGGCAUCCCCGCAGAGUUUGCGGCACCGCACCCGCUUCCAACACAGGACUACAGCGGGCAGAGCCGGGUUCCCGAGCACGCCAUGACUCUCUACACGUCCACACAGACGCACAGCGAGCCGGUCGGCACUGACAACAGCACACCCACCAUCACCGCCACCACGACCGCACCGGUCAGUGUUCUUCAUCAUCUGCAAACACUGUUCUCAACACGCUGUCAGCAAACAGAUGAUGUGACGCAAACAGAGGGCUCUCAGCAGCUCCAGCUCCAGCACUCAGACUCUUCAGAGAAGCAGCAGCCCAAAAGGUUACAUGUCUCCAACAUUCCCUUCCGCUUCCGGGACCCUGACCUAAGGCAAAUGUUUGGGCAAUUUGGAAAGAUUUUAGAUGUGGAGAUUAUCUUUAAUGAGCGAGGAUCCAAGGGCUUUGGGUUUGUAACUUUUGAAACCAGCACAGAUGCUGAUCGUGCACGGGAGAAACUAAAUGGUACAAUCGUAGAGGGACGCAAAAUAGAGGUCAACAAUGCAACAGCACGAGUGAUGACAAACAAAAAAGUGGCCAACCCUUACACGAAUGGCUGGAAGCUGAAUCCAGUGGUGGGAGCUGUCUAUGGUCCUGAACUGUAUGCCGUAACAGGGUUUCCCUACCCUGCCACAGGUGCUACGGUGGCCUAUAGGGGUGCCCACUUGAGAGGUCGGGGGCGGGCUGUGUACAACACAUUUCGCACAGCUCCACCGCCACCACCAAUUCCAGCUUACGGAGCGGUGGUGUACCAAGAUGGCUUCUAUGGUGCAGAGAUCUAUGGUGGCUAUGCAGCAUACAGAUUUGCCCAGCCCACAACCACCGCUGCUUACAGUGACAGCUAUGGCAGAGUCUAUGCAACAGCAGACCCCUACCACCACACCAUUGGCCCUGCUGCCACAUACAGUGUGGGGACUAUGUAAAUACAAAAGGAAGAGCUGUACUCAGUAUUGAUGGACAUCACAGAUGAAAACAACGAAGAAAGGAGAACUAGCUUUAAGAAAAUAACACAAGAAGAAGAACAACGAGAAGGAGUCCCUCUACUGAGGCUGGCGGGGGAAGACGGGAGGCGUACAAAGUGGCGCCGCAGCAGCGGUGUCAAACCAGCCACAAACUUGACAGACAGAGUGAGCCAGUUUCCACCAGGGACCACCUUUUUGCCGGAUAGAAAAGACAGAGAGAAUGAAAAGUGUCCCGUUAUUAUAAAACAUUUUAUUUUUCUAUACUUUUGUGAUUUACAAUGGUAAAAAAGUGUGUAUAAAGCAGUAUAUAUGUACAAAUCUGUUUUUAUGUUUUUUGGUAAGGGAGAUGAACAGUUGGCCCUUGAUGCUGAUUCUGUGGUAUGCAGGAAGGAGGAGGGAGGAACCCCCCCUCUUCUCUCUGUGGCAAACUGCUCUGUCGCCGAGGUCGUGUAAAACAAAAACACAAACAGAAAGGUGGCAGGGAGAGCUCGGCAUCCAGGCAGAAGCACUUUCUACGCUUUACUUCCUGUGGGUGGAGUAGAAGGUCAGCCUCCUGGUCUCACUGCUCCACCUUCUUCCUUUCAGUCUCCUUGGCCUCCUUCCUUACUUCCUUUUUCGCGCUGGUGAUGUCGCUCCUUCCUCUGCGGUGUCACUGGCCAGCAGCGCCUACUGUUAGCAGCGUCCCCCGUGGAUACUGUCGUGAUGUCACUUUCUCUUGGCAGCACCAUUGGGCAUCCCCGCCCUCCCCAAUUGGCAGCGUCACUGGUUUACAACGUUGGGGAGUGGGGGGGUGAGCCACGGUGAGAGGGUAUAAAGCCGAGCCUCCCCGGUCUGCCCCUCUCCACGCCCCAGCAGAGGUCAAUGACUGAGGACUAGUUAAGAGAAAAUGGCGCAGAAGUCGCCGACUUUACUCACCUGCCAGACUCCAAGCCCAAGCCUUUGUGUCACUCUGCACCGACGGACAAACUAUCACACCAACAAUGACAAGGUGCGUACAACUACCAAGGAUGCACGUUUCCACCUGACGAGAAUAACUCAUCAACGUCCAUGUAACAAAUUGAAUUAUAAUCGAAUAAUCCCAUUGUACUACAUCAGCAGGUGCAUAACCAAAACACAAGCCUGAGGCAUAUAGACUGUCGCUAGAUAAAAACAUUAUAGAAAUACAGUAGUGCCCAUCCAACGGUAACAAGGAACGAGGGCUGAAAUAUGUCAAUUUUUUGUCAAUGUAUUCUGAGAAUAUUUGUGUGUUUUUUUUGUUUUGUUUUUGCAGCACUGAAAACUUUUAAAGUAGAAAAAAAGUUUAAAUUUGGUGAAAGCGAAACCUUAAUUCUUUAUAUCAGAAGAGUCACUGUAAACGUGUUUAAACAAGAAUGUUGGUUCAGUUCUUUGAAUGUACAUUAAUGUCUAGGGUGUCCAAUAAGUAUGUAUUCUUUUUCUGUAUAUAAAUAUAUAUACAUAUCUAUUAUAUGGGCUGUGGUGAUGUCAGGGAGUAGAGGGGGUGGGCAGGAAAGCCUCUGGCCCCGAACAUAGAUAUCAGACCCCCUCCAACUAAAUAUGUCCCUGAUAUUUACUGUAACAAGUGAUCAUGUGUUAUGAUUGAAAGUGUGAUGGUGAUAGUGUGAAAUGAUCUCCCCUGAAACAACCCCCACCCCCACCCCUUACCACACAAACACACACUCUGUGCUGAUGCUCAUAGAUUGGCAACACAUGCAGAUUUACAAACAAUGCUACAUUUUUGCCCCAUCGAAUGCAAAACAUCACAUCCUACUUUUACCCAGCAGACACAAAGAUCUGCAGUAAUUCCAGACCUUUAUUGGAGCUGGGAAGACUAGCUAAUUAGCGCAAGGUGUUGUGGGUGUCAGAUUAAAAAAAAAAGUUUAUGAAUAUUGAUUUUUCUUUCCUUACUUGAACCAAAGUAUGAUUUGAACACAGUCUCAGUGCUCUUUGAUCUGAAGACAGUGAGACUCUGUGAUGACAGCGGAGCUCGGAUGUGUAUUGACGUGACCCAGAUUUCAUUCGCUCAUCACUACUGAGGAAGAGCUUCGCUCUUCUGCUUAUAUGAAAGGAGCCCCGCUGAUCAAGCCCAGCUCGCAGCUUCCUGCAGCAGCCUCAGUUUAUGAACUGCCGUUCUCACGCUGACCCUGGUGGGCAGGCGGCUUUAUUGCGUAUUGGAAAUAACCUGCUGGCUCUGAAAAGAAAGUUGUUUUUAUCAGAGGCGAGCAGGUUCGGGUGAAGCACAACUUUGUUUGAGAGUUCAGGGUACACUACUUAGUCUGUAGUGGUUUUGUGUAAAUUGCUAGAAGGUUAAGCUCCUUACUUCCUGUACAAAACUACAUCCUGUACUAAUAUCCUGUACAGUAAAUCUCACUUCUUUAUUAAUUUCAUCUUAUUUCAGGUUCAAAAAAAAGAAGAAAAAAACACUCGUUCUGAAUCAGGGCUCCUACCCACACGACCUCUGUUCAUCCGUAGACAGCUUCUCAAAUAUUACAAAGAGUAUCUAUAUCAUGGCAACUAACUGUUGUGAAGUCGGUCAUUUGUUCUCCCAUGCAGGCUUAGCAUUUAUAUACAUGUAGGUUUGUUUCUGAGACUCACAUGAUUCAUCUGGCCUACUUACAGCGCUACAGACUUGUGGUGGGUCAGGAACAACUCAGGAGCAGGUUGGAGCUUUACUUUGACAGGGACUUCAUGGGACGCUAAAGUCUGCUUAAAUCUGUAGUUAACUGGCAGAGAUGAAGAACCAUGGGCUCAUUAUCAUUUAGGUUUGAUCCACUGAAUGAUCUAUGCACUCUGCAACAAAAACAGAUAUGAUGUCAUGUGAAGACACCACUGUUAUCUACUUAUUCUAGUUAGCAAGUAGUUCAUAAAAUCUUAGGGGUGUGGCUGGCGCUAUUCUAUAUUUUUCUUGCAAACAAAUCCUGUAAAAACAACAAAACCAACAAUGUGUCUUGAUAUUUUGAUUUCCUGUCUCUGGCUCACAGCUACAAGCCCAUUGGUUCCCACUGAAGAUGUACAUUUCUUAAAAUGGCUCACAAGAGACCAAUACUUGGUCAGGAAGAAAGGCAUAAAUAGUAAUGUUGUCGCUGUUCACUUUUUAUUGUAUUUUUAUUCCUUUUCAUUUAUUAUCUGUUUUUUAUUAAACCUCUGUAAUUAUAACCCAAAAAGGAAACACUAAAGAUAAAGUAAAAUUGUUUUAUUUGAGAAAAUAUAUAAUAUUUCCUGAGAUAUGUGUCGAGAACUCUUACUAAGCAAGAGCCAAUGGACGAGAAAGCAUCUUGCUUACUUUAAAAUUCUAUAGUGUUUUUGUGGUUUUGGUACGAGCUGUGGGGGGGGGGGGGGGGAUAUGCUGUGUAGCCACAUUAAAGCUGCAGUAGUAAGAAUUUGUUUUGGGCACUUGGGGACAGGAGAAGUCAAAAACUACAAAACAAGAGAGUCAGCUCCUGUUCUCUUCGCUUUCAUUGCAUUACUGUAUAAAACAAAGAUUCCAUUUUGUUAGCAUUUUACAACCUCAGCUCCCAUAAGGCUUUGAUAGUGCUUCUCUGGCUAAGCCUCAUGGGAGCUGUAGUUGAAUACUGACAGAAUAAUCACUUAAAAACACACCUGAGAUUUUAUUGCCUUCAAACUUUCUGUGGGUUUAAGAAAAUGUGUAACCUGUUCAAAUAUUUUAAACCAUUGUCGAUAUAAAAAUAUAUAUAUAUAUAUAUAUAUAUAUUUAUUGGUGGAAUAUUGAUGUAUCUAAUCAAACUAUUUAGACUUGCUGGUCUUCCAUGUUAGUAGCAGUACUUACAUCAGUGGUUAGGUUUUAUUUUUAAUUGCUUUUGUACUUCUUUAUUUUUAACUGGCACUCUAAACUGUGGCAGUUCCUCUCUGCUCGUUGACACAUUUUUUUAAUUUAACUAGUGAGUUUAUUUCUGUGCUCAGAGAAGUCUCUUCUAUGUUAGUCUGUGUAAAGCUCCAGCCUGCACCUCGGCAGGGGGCGGGGUUAGAGCGACCCUCCCUUCCUUCCAUCAGAUGCCUUCAGUAUUACGACCUGGUCCUGAUCUUCCUGAGCACAACUGCUUGAGCUGUGACACUAGCAGGAUGUCCCCUCUGAGAGUCGUCCAACCCCCCCCCCCCACCGACCCUGACCCACCUGACACCUUCCCCCCACCAUCCCUAGUCUUCUAGUAUGUGAGUGGACUGGCCCCUUUUGUAUUCCUGGUGUUCUGUACAUAAUAGCCUUCACCCCUUCUUACCCCUCCCCUCCUCCCCCAGCUGUCCUUUCAGGGGGAAAAAGAAAAA
Etheostoma cragini (Arkansas darter) is the source of this 5535-nucleotide messenger RNA. Its product is annotated as RNA binding protein fox-1 homolog 3-like. Gene Ontology annotation, molecular function: mRNA binding. The transcript has 13 exons. Bases 16 to 1218 code for a protein of 400 amino acids. Gene Ontology annotation, biological process: regulation of alternative mRNA splicing, via spliceosome; nervous system development. Gene Ontology annotation, cellular component: cytoplasm; nucleus. NCBI's taxonomy places the organism in Eukaryota, Metazoa, Chordata, Actinopteri, Perciformes, Percidae. The record is from RefSeq and is a predicted model, not a curated record.